Messenger RNA from Guillardia theta CCMP2712, 429 nucleotides. RefSeq lists its product as hypothetical. The transcript is spliced from 5 exons. Lineage: Eukaryota; Cryptophyceae; Pyrenomonadales; Geminigeraceae. The record is from RefSeq and is a predicted model, not a curated record. The coding region runs from base 1 to 429 and encodes 142 amino acids.
AUGGCUGACUCGGGGGCCAGGAACUUCCAAGAGGAGGAUGCAGAUGCAGGUGGCAAGUGGAGCGCAAGGGCCUGCAGAGCGUCAAGCAUCGGAAGCGACCAGUGGGAGGCAGACUUCAGCGAGUUUGAGGGAAAUUUUGCAAAGGAGGAGGAGAAUAGGCAGAGGGAGGUUCAAGGUGCUAGCAGGGGCAGCGCGAGCGAUGCGGCAGGGGAUGGGAGUGACUUUGGAGACUUUGGGGAUUUCAGUGCUUUCAAGACGGUCAUGAUCAGGAUCAAGGCUCUUCAACGCAGUGAAACAGCAGCACGGAAGGGAAGAGAAAUCGCAGCAGUGCUGGCAGAUAUCAAGCCUCAAGGCAAGGAAGUGAAAGGAGACGGCGUUACAGGCCAUUCAGUUAUCAAUCACUGCCUCUGUCCCUUCAACGUGCGCUAG